This is a messenger RNA of Metopolophium dirhodum (rose-grain aphid), 483 nucleotides long. RefSeq lists its product as uncharacterized. The transcript has 3 exons. The coding region runs from base 1 to 363 and encodes 120 amino acids. The record is from RefSeq and is a predicted model, not a curated record. NCBI's taxonomy places the organism in Eukaryota, Metazoa, Arthropoda, Insecta, Hemiptera, Aphididae.
AUGAAUAUGAAAAUAUUAGUACACCAUCAAUUCUUUUGGGUUAUUGUGUUUGUCAGUUACUCACUGGGUGCACCGGAAAUCAUUGAAUCGCAAAGUAGAGAUCAAAAUCAUGGCUUAGAGCACAGCAGCGACCAAGGACUUGAGAAACAGGAAGGAUAUGGAGACGGAAAUGUAAAAGAUGAUCCAUCUGCAACAAAAAAUCUAAUAGAAGAAUUCCGCAAAUAUGGCGGUUCCAGACGUGGAGGGACCAGUAACGGUGGUGGAAGGCCAGGUAGUCGAGAAAUGUGUGUUGGAAUGUGUACAAUAGCUUGUGCUUCGGGAUCGGAAACUAUGGAUUGUUUAACGUGUAUGAGUAGAUGUUAAAUUAAAAUAAUGUAAUUUGAUAAAGUUAAAUUGUGAAAUUUAUGUAGAUUUAGUAUUUUAAAUACAAUUUUUGUGAAUUUAUUUGUGUACUAAUAAUACAGUUCUGUAGUCAAUUAAUUU